AUGGCAGAAGAAAAAUUAAUAGAGGCAGUGAGGGAACACAGAGAGCUGUAUGACACAAAACAUGCAGACGACAUGAAGGUCAAACUCAAGAACCGGAUUUGGAGUGAUAUAGCAAAGGAUCUGAAUUUGAAAGACGGGGAAGAGACAAAAAAUUCGUGGCUGAAGCUGAGAGGCAGCUAUCGAGAUGCACGACGACGACAGGUGAAAUAUAUGAAAAGCGGAGCUGCUGCUGAGAAUAUCAAGCCGUGGAGAUAUCAAAACCAGAUGUCAUUUCUUGAACCUUUUAUGACAGCUGGUCCACGUGAUAGUAAUCUAGGUGAUGACAGUGAUCACAGCUCACAAGCUACAACUAAAACAUCAGCAAGAAGUGAUGCACUGGAAACCGAGGAAUUAGAAGAUAACAACUCACUCGACAAUGAGGCGAAUGAGCAAAGUCAAGAUAUUAAUAACUACGACAGCAACUAA
Messenger RNA from Schistocerca piceifrons (Central American locust), 465 nucleotides. RefSeq lists its product as uncharacterized. Gene Ontology annotation, biological process: regulation of transcription by RNA polymerase II. The record is from RefSeq and is a predicted model, not a curated record. NCBI's taxonomy places the organism in Eukaryota, Metazoa, Arthropoda, Insecta, Orthoptera, Acrididae. Bases 1 to 465 code for a protein of 154 amino acids. The transcript has 2 exons. Gene Ontology annotation, cellular component: nucleus; transcription regulator complex.